AUGGCCUUGUCCCGACGUUAUCAAACAACUUGUUUUCUUUUAUUAGUACUUCCAUAUUUUUUUAUUAUCUAUGCCUAUUUUUUUUAUUCAUCAUCAUCAUCAUCAAUCAACAAUUCAAUACAAAUAAAACAAUUAUCUCGUCAACUAAAGUCAACUGAUACUGGACGAGUUUUAGUUAUUUAUAUUUGGGCUAAUAUAGACAUACAGGCACUUGGUAAUCUUGAGUUCCUUAUUAGUUAUGGUGUUCAUCCAUCUCAACCAGCUGAUUAUUAUUUUAUUUUACAACAAGUUAAUAACAUGACAGUGAAUGAAUCACGUUUACCAAAACUUCCAUCCAAUGCACAUUAUAUUCAACAUAUAAAUGAAUGUUAUGAUUUUGGUACAGUUGGAUGGUUUCUAUCACAAAAUAUAAUAAAUACAACUUUAUACAAGUAUUUUAUCUUUAUGAAUUCAUCUGUUCGUGGACCAUUUUUUGUUACUUAUUUUGAUGAUGAAUACAUGUGGUGGUUUACAAUAUUUACUAAACGUUUAAAUGAUGAAAUAAAACUUGUUGGUUGCACUAUAAGUUGUGAACGCGAACCACAUGUGCAAAGUUAUUUGUUAGUCACUGAUCAAGUUGGUUUUUCAAUAUUAACUGGUAAUCAAAGUAAAGUAUUUAAUUGCAAAAAUGGUUAUAACGAUGCUGUUACGAACGGUGAAAUAACUACUAGUCGACUUAUUCUUCAUGCUAAUUAUCAAAUAGCAUCGUUACAAACAAAGUAUCAAGGUUGGGAUUUUCGUAAAGAAGAACAUUGGAAUUGUAAUAAUCGAUUAAGUCCAACAUAUACUGAUCGCGCUGUUGAUGGCAUUUCACAUGAUCCUUAUGAACUUGUAUUUGUUAAAUAUAAAGGCUUGCCACCAUUUGAUACUGAUCUUGAACGACGUGCAUUAGUCUAUCAAAAAUGGUUGGGUGAACGUCGAAAAGCAAAAGAAAAAAAUUGA
Molecule: messenger RNA, 981 nt
Organism: Rotaria sp. Silwood2
Lineage: Eukaryota; Metazoa; Rotifera; Eurotatoria; Philodinida; Philodinidae
Source: the annotation of a GenBank genome assembly